GUCAAGAGGGAGAAGGAGAGGAGGACUGAACAAUGAGAGAGAACCUUGCUAGUGUGUCAUCCCCAAACAUGGCAUUUACGGACUGCAUGAAACCAACAGAGCUGGCCGCAGACAAGGGGAUCAAAAAGAAAAACUGGAGGAACAGAAUACGACUUCUCCUGAAGACAAAUUCUACACAGCGUGUGAAAAACAGACUCUGCCGGCCAAGCGUAGAUGACGUGAACCAAUGGGCGCAGUCGCUUGACAAGCUGCUCAGUCAUAAAUAUGGGAAAAUUGCAUUUUGUAUCUUUCUGAGGUCCGAAUUUUGCGAUGAGAACAUUGAGUUUUGGUCAGCCUGCGAGGAGUUCAAAAAGAUCAAGUCACGGAAGGAAAUGGUGUCCAAGGCAAACCGCAUUUACGAGGAGUUCAUUAAAAGUGAAGCGCCAAAGGAGGUCAACUUGGAUUUCCACACCAAAAAUGCCAUCGCACAGAGUCUCCACAAGCCCACUGCAACUAGCUUCCUGGUAGCUCAGAGGAAAAUCUACAACCUGAUGGAAAACAACUCUUACCCCAGGUUUAUCAGCUCUGACCUCUACAACGAACUGUAUGCAGCUGCAGCAAGAGAGGACAUGGACGUUGAGUCCUAGCAUAACUAGACACCCACUUGUGGAGUCAUUUGCUUACCCCUGUGACUGUAAAUAGACUGUCCACCGUGUUCAUUCCAGGCGCUACCUCGGUAUAAUACAGCUGAAUGCAAAUUCGUAGCAUAAACAUUAACGGGCGAGUGUGGAAAAUGCAAAGUGCUGUCAAGAGCUCUCAACGAGGAAGCGGGAAUGAUUUGGCCAGAUCCUGUAUGUCACUGCAGACAGUGCACAGACUGUCUCAAGCAGAUGGGACUAAUGCUAAGCUUUUAUCACUGAGCCAUUACCUGAACCUUCUUUUCAAUACCAAUAGACAUUUUGAUCAAUGAUGCAGAUCUAGUUCCACUGCAUUCAAAGUCAAAACACUUGCCUGCAUCUCUUGCCUUACAUCAAACCAAACACAGUGACAGGAAGUGUUUUCUGUCACAAUAUCCAUUUGAAGGCUUUGUAUGGUCAAACACACCUCGCGUGUACCUCUAUGUUUUCAUUUCUCUGCUGGUUGCAGCAGUUUACAUUAAAACAAAAUUACAAUUGUAAUUUAUAUGACACAGUUUCAUCUAAUGCCUAUGUUUGGCCUGAAAUUACUGUGAUACUGUAAGAUACUGUAAAUAUGUGAUGUUGCACUAUGUGUUUAAUGUGAAUUUAAGCAUUGAGCAGCUGGACUGUUUGGUUAUUAAAAUGUUUUCUUCAACA
Pundamilia nyererei is the source of this 1313-nucleotide messenger RNA. RefSeq names its product regulator of G protein signaling 2 (gene rgs2). NCBI's taxonomy places the organism in Eukaryota, Metazoa, Chordata, Actinopteri, Cichliformes, Cichlidae. The transcript is spliced from 5 exons. The record is from RefSeq and is a predicted model, not a curated record. The coding region runs from base 33 to 626 and encodes 197 amino acids.